This is a messenger RNA of Cylindrotheca closterium, 474 nucleotides long. The record is from the annotation of a GenBank genome assembly. NCBI's taxonomy places the organism in Eukaryota, Bacillariophyta, Bacillariophyceae, Bacillariales, Bacillariaceae.
AUGGCAUCAUCAAACACUCGAACGCUGAAAGUGACGGGACUCGGUCAUUCCAUCAGUUUUGAUAUGGAAGACACUUCCACCGUCGCCGAUUUGCAAACAGAAAUUUCCAAGAAAACCAAAAUUCCAGCUAUUUAUCAACGGUUAUUGGCAAGAGGCAAGAAAUUUGACAUUUCCAAUCUGACUCUGGCAGAAGCAGGGAUUGAGCAUCGGACGAAAAUAAUUCUUAUGCACAGCGCUAUGUACGCCCAAGAAAAGGAAGGAUUUGAGGUGUUGUCGAAAUUGUCCGAAGAAAUUGACGAUCUCCAUGCGAAGAAGGAUUCGACUCCAACCAACGAAAUGAGCGAGUUUAUUACAAGAAUAUGUUGCAAGCUGGAUGAGGUGGAUGUGAAGGGGUCCGAAAAUCUAAGAGCCCAACGAAAAGAGCUUAUACGUAAAGCUGAGAGUAUGGAUACAAAUAGCAAUGAUAAAAGUUGA